AGUUGGACCAGUAAACCGAUCGUUUCUUUAUAUUCUACUUCUUGUUGGGUUGCCUCUUACACUUGAGCCCAAUUUAUAGAAGGCCUCCAUUUUAUGGCGGGUAUUCUUCUCUUUCCUCGUUUUCCUAAUGAUACAGUUUGAACUUUUAACCAAAGCAAAUUUUUUUUUUUUGAGGAACUUCUAUGUUUUUAAAGAAAAUACGUAGAAACCCAUUUGCUAUCUUUUCGAAUAUCUGUAAUUUAUCCACGUCAUGCCAGCAUCCUUGUUCCAGCAUUGACUCGUAUAAAUUCUCAAAACUCCUGAGCAAUUAUUUCAAAUCCGGCAGAAUUGCGGAUGCAGAGGACCUGUUUGAUAAAUUGCCUCAAAAGAACAUAGUUUCAUGGUCUAUUGCUAUCCAUGGAUAUGCCAUUAAUGGCUUUCAUAAAAAAUCCAUCAAACUAUUUUCUCAAAUGAGAAUGUCGGGUUUGGUUCCCAAUUCUUUCACUUUGGUGGGAGCUCUUGUCAACACUGGAGGACCGUUGAAUUUUAUGCUUGCAAAGUCUGUUCAUGGGCUCAUUGUUAAAAUUGGUUUGGAGUCUGGUUUAAUUGUAAGUACGGCACUUUUGGAUGCUUAUGCAAAAUGUGGAAAUGUGUCGGAUUCUUAUAAAGUAUUUGAGGAAUUGAAGAACCCAGGUUUGGUUACAUGUAAUGCAAUUGUUUCUGGGUUAUUAAACAAUGGGUUUUUUAAAGACGGUUUUAGGCUUUUUGAAGAAUUCAGGAAGUUUGGCUUGGUGCCUAAUGUGGCUACAUUUGUGACUCUUAUCAAGGGUUGUCUUACUUUAGAGUUAAAAAUGCUUUUUGAAACUAUAUAUGGUUUAAUUAUUAAGUUUGGUCUUUCUCUGGAUGUAUCUGUUAAUAACUCUGUUCUUAAUAUGUAUUGUAGUUUGAUGGAUUUGAAAGCUGCUACUAAGAUUUUUUAUGAAAUGCAAUGUAAAGAUGUUAUUAGUUGGACAACAAUGAUAGGUCUGUUGGUCGAUCUUGAAUAUGCCACAGAUGCUUUAAAGCUAUUUUCCAAAUUGAAGGAUAGUAAACUCAAUCUUGACUCGGUAGUUAUAAUGAAUCUCAUUUCAGUUUGUGCAAUUUUAGGAGAUUUGAGUAAGGGAAGACAAGUCCAUGCUCAAGCUGUUGUCUGUGGAUUCGGUUCAGAGCUUUCUCUUGUGAACUCCAUUAUUGCAAUGUAUUCGAAGUGUGGUGAUUUGAACUCUUCAAAAAUUGUGUUUGAUCAAACUACUGAAAGGAGUUUAACUUCAUGGACUGCAGUAGUUUCUGGGUAUUUGCAGAAUGGCAACCCAAGGGAGGCAUUGGAUCUUGUGAUUAAGGCAAGACUAAAAGAACAGUAUUCAUUUGAUUCAGUUAUGUUGGUCAGUGCUAUAAAAGCUUCCAGCGAGCUUGUUGCUUUAGAGUUCUUGCGCCAGCUCCAUUGUUAUACUUUUCAAACUGGGUUUUCUCAGUAUAGAUCAGUUCAGAAUAGUCUUAUAUCAGCAUACUCCAAAUGUGGGAAUGCUGAUUUGGCUUGCAUUGUGUUCACAGAGAUGGGUUCUCUUAAGGAUGUAGUCUCUUGGAAUGCAAUUAUAAAUGGCCAUGGAGAAAUUGCUCUUGCUUUCUACCAUGAAAUGAGGAAGGGCGGUGGCGAGGAUCCUGAUAGUGCAACCUACUUGUGCAUUUUAAGUGCAUGUAGCCAUGCAGGAUUGGUAAAUGAUGGUUUGAUGAUCUUUAACAAGAUGGUAGAGGAUAACAAAGUAAGACCAAGCCAAGAACAUUAUGGAUGUGUUGUUGACUUGGUUAUGCGAGCAGGCUGUUUAUCUGAUACAAGUGAAUUUGCUAGCAAAUUUUUGGAAGAAAUGGGUUCGAAUGUUUGGAAGUCUUUGCUCAGUGGAUGUGCAGUCCAUGGCAAUUUGGAGCUAGCAGAACUUGCUGCAAAACAUAUAUUCGAGAAAGGCGCGGGAAACAAAUCAGAGUAUAUUGUGGUCCUAUCGAAUGUAUAUGCAUUAGUUGGGAGGUUUCAAGAUGCUGAAUUUUUGAGAUCUCGUAUGCAAAACAAGGGCUUCACAAAGAAGCCAGGUAUCAGCUUUCUAAAUGGAAUUUAAUAUGAAUGAAGUUGAUUUUCUUUACAAAUGCAAUCAUGGAAGCAGCUGCUUGUAGUACUUGGGAAAACAUGUACAUGAGCUAGGGUCAAGGAGUGGCUAGUGAAGUCACUUGUAACAUACAAAUAAGAGCUAUUUUCUGGGUUGUAAGGUUCAAGGGAUUACAAUACAAGAAAGAAAAUUAUCCCUUCUUAAUUUCUAA
Jatropha curcas is the source of this 2325-nucleotide messenger RNA. Its product is annotated as pentatricopeptide repeat-containing protein At4g13650. Gene Ontology annotation, biological process: RNA modification. The record is from RefSeq and is a predicted model, not a curated record. Gene Ontology annotation, molecular function: RNA binding; protein binding. NCBI's taxonomy places the organism in Eukaryota, Viridiplantae, Streptophyta, Magnoliopsida, Malpighiales, Euphorbiaceae.